This is a messenger RNA of Coffea eugenioides, 1083 nucleotides long. RefSeq lists its product as uncharacterized. The annotation marks the transcript as partial. Lineage: Eukaryota; Viridiplantae; Streptophyta; Magnoliopsida; Gentianales; Rubiaceae. Gene Ontology annotation, molecular function: catalytic activity. The record is from RefSeq and is a predicted model, not a curated record. The transcript has 7 exons.
AAUGGUGCGCGUUUAGCUGUGGUGGGACGCGGUAGGGAUAUCGCUAAUGCAAAGUAUUCGGAUUGGGUGAGGCUUAGGAAGGAUUUGGAGAAGCUGAGGCCACCUUCAACUACUGAGCUUCUAUUGUCAAACAAUGGUGAUCACAUCUUAGAAGGAUGCCUAACGAAUUUCUUUGUUGUUUGUGGCAAGGAUGAAUGUGGAGAGAUUUAUGAGCAGAAUGAUUUCGACUAUGAAAGAUCUGUCGAAGUACAGACAGCUGCUGUUAGUGAAGGUGUGCUUCCUGGAGUUAUACGCCAAGUAAUAAUUGAGAUAUGCUUGAGGAAUGGGAUCCCGUUUAGAGAAGUUGCGCCAUCAUGGUCACAGCAUAACAUGUGGAGAGAAGCAUUCAUUACAAAUAGCUUGAGAAUUAUAGAACAUGUAGAGACAAUUCUAGUCCCAAGUUCAUGGAAAUCCAUGGAAUCAAAAACUUCAACGGAAAUAAGAUGGGAGGAGAAACAAUUUGAGGUCACUCCCGGGAGGGUAACAUCAAUAAUACAGAAGGAGGUAAUGGAAAUAGCAGGAUUUGAAGCAUACCCAGUUGCUUUAUGCAAAGACUGAUACUCUUGCAUGGUCGAGGGAACAACGAUGAGGCAACAUAUUAAAAGCUAAGAACACGUUUAUAAUGGGUUAUCAAAAGGCUGCAUACAUCUGUAAGCUGUGAGAGGGAAAUGGAGUAUCAGAAUUACCAUAUAUGAUGGUGGCCACUAUGAGAUUCAAUGCUUGACAAAUCUGAUGAAUACUGUGGUGUUAUGAUCUUCUCGACAGACAUGUACGACUCAGAUGCCAUUUAUGGAUAUUAUACCAUCUUAUGAUUUUAUGCAAUACUGAUGAAUAGGGUGGUCUCAUGAUCUUAGUACAUGUCUGGCUUUCUCCCUGUUUGUCAUUUUAGGGAGAGAUUAGAUAGAUGUACGAAGCAAAUGUCUCAAAAUUUUAAGACUCUGUGUAUUGUGCCAUCUGAAAACGCAAACCGAACUAAGACAAUGGCCUCAAUAUCUCAAGAAAAUAGUAUGAAUUCAACUUCUAUGCAUUCUUUUUCUCUUUGUA